AUGACAGUCACAUAUCUCUGUGGGUGUAGCUACUACACUCAACCUCAAGCAAACCCGGUCUACCUCCCCCGUAUCGGCAUCAAAGCCUACGCGACUAUCCUCUCGUCCGUUUCCAAAACGGUGCUCACCCAGACAUACACAAACCGAUCCAGCAACCUCCUCGAAGAAGUUUCCUAUACCUUCCCGCUCUACGAUGGGGUUAGCGUAGUAAGUUUCAACUGCCAGAUCGGUAACCGCACUCUGCACAGCCGCGUGAAGCCACGCAAGCAAGCCAAGGCGGAAUACGACGAUGCCGUCUCUAAGAGCGAGUCCGCGGCGUUGAUGGCGCAUUCGCUAAGUGUGUCGGACGUAUUCUCCAUCAGACUUGGGAAUGUUGGGCCGGGUGAGGAGGUCGUCGUGGAGAUUACGCUUGUCGGGGAGCUGAAGCAAGAUGCGCAGAGUGAUGCGGUGCGGUAUACGCUGCCUAGUUCUAUUGCGCCACGGUAUGGCUAUGAAGCGGAGGAUACGAGCAUGCCGCCUGAGGCAGAUGUGCAGGGUAUUUCUAUUACUGUGGAUGUGCAGAUGGAGAGUACGGCUGUUAUCCGGGAGAUCCAGUCGACGAGUCAUUCGUUGAGUGUGGCGCUGGGACGGGUAUCGGUGUCGGGAUCCAGUGGGACUGACAAGGCGUUCAAUCCGGCGCAGGCAUCUGCAAGUGUCAAUCUCAAGGAAGAUCGGACGGCUCUGACGCGCGACUUCGUCCUCCUUGUCAAGGCAGAUGGACUCGACACGCCCCGUGCGAUGCUGGAGACCCACCCGGCUAUCCCUAACCAACGGGCAAUCAUGACGACUCUUGUCCCGAAAUUUGGCCUUGAGCCGAUCAAACCGGAAAUUAUCUUCGUGAUUGAUCGCAGUGGAAGUAUGAUGGACAAAAUCGACACUCUCAAGUCGGCCCUCAGAGUCUUUCUUAAGAGUCUUCCGGUAGGAGUGUGUUUCAACAUCUGCUCGUUUGGCAGCUCGUACUCCUUUCUGUGGAAACAGAGCCUUUUCUACACUGCCGAGAGCCUCCAGGAAGCUCUGAGCUUUGUCGACGGCGUCCGUGCAGAUAUGGGCGGAACGGAGAUGCAGGAGGCCGUCGAGGCUACGGUCCACAGUCGGAUGAAGGACAAGGAAUUGGAGGUCUUGAUAUUGACGGAUGGGCAAAUCUGGAAACAAGAGGCGCUCUUUACAUUCAUUCGCGAGACGGCGGCCGCUGAUAACAGUGCACGGUUCUUCUCUCUAGGAAUCGGCAAUGGGGCAUCGCACUCGCUCGUCGAGGGGAUUGCGCGGGCCGGGAAUGGCUUCUCGCAGUUGGUGGUGAACUACGAAGAGCUGGAUAGAAAGGUGGUGCGCAUGCUCAAGGGAGCGCUGACGCCGCAUAUAUCCGACUACAAGCUGGAGGUCGAGUACGAUGACGGUGGCGAUGUUUUUGGGCUUGUUCUCCCUGAGCGGCCGAAGACCAUGGCUGUGGAUGAGACCGAAAAGGAGCAGCAGCCGAUUUCCCUUUUUGAUGCAGACUACAAGGAGGACGAGCAGAAGACGGACAGAGGAGCCCUGCCGGUCCUCACACCUCCCCAGGCAAUCCAAGCACCGUACAAAAUCCCACCUCUCUACCCUUUCAUCCGAACCACAGCAUACCUCCUUGGUACAUCGACCAUGCACAAUCCCAAAGUCCUCAUUUUCCGCGCCACUUCAAAGCAAGGCCCGCUCGUCCUGCGCAUACCCAUCGACGACAUCGGCACGGGUGAGUCAAUCCAUCAACUUGCCGUCCGAAAAGCCAUGAUCGAGGUCGAGGAAGGACACGGCUGGCUCGCCGCCGCAACCAGCAAAGGGAACCCAUUCAAUAAUCUCCACCCCGGCUCGAAAGAACGUAUCAUCGCCCGCGAAUGCGAGAAACUCGGAACCCAGUUCCAAGUAACCGGCAAGCACUGCUCGUUCAUCGCCCUUGAGAAAGAGAGCACCUCAGACCAGGGGAAAGAGAAGGAUAUUGCCCACCUGUCUACCUCCGAGGCUGCUGGACAACAAGAUACCAUCCACCAGGUUAGCGCGGCAGCAGCACCCGGCCCUGCUCGCGCCGGGUGCAGGAGGGUAGCCUCAAAAGUGCAUAGAAGGAUACUGCCACCGUCACCACCGUCACAAGGGACCCGAUUCAAUGCACGUAUACGGGCAGGGCAAACACCAGGGGCGUCCUCGGGUUCACUGCAGCGCUGGGUGAAGACUUCAAUAGCAAGCGCAGUCCCAGAGUCGUUAUUCGGUGCGCCUGGAGGGAUCACCACCGCCUCCCCUGCGGCUCCAGGCAUGGGACUCGGAUUUGAUGCUCUGAUGGAGCCGGAAAUCUGUCCUCCCGCUCACGUCUCGGAGGAUAUGAUGGAGAUGGAAGGCGCAGACUACUCGGAUGGCUCGGUCGGGUAUUCCCCGGCGUCUCCUAUCUUGUCUCCUCACAGCCCUAAUGAGACGGCCGGGGCCGCAAGCCAAGUCCACAGAAUUAUCGCCUUGCAGUCCUUCGAGGGGUACUGGCCUUGGUCAGCGGAGCUGUUGAAUGCUCUGGGGCUACAUGAGCGGGGUAUUCAAGCUCGGCUGAUGCAACUACUCCAGAAGGACAGUAGACGGUCUAAUCUGACGGUCAUUGCGACCAUGUUAGCCAUGGCGUACCUCACCACCAAGUGUGCUGCUGAUCGAUCGGUCUGGGAACUGGUGUACGACAAGGCUGAGGGGUGGAAGAGGCAGAAGCUUGUGGAGAUGGGGGACGUGGGAAAUGUUCUCAAAGCGAAGGAGAAGGAGAUCACUGCCUUGGUAUGA
Aspergillus novofumigatus IBT 16806 is the source of this 2814-nucleotide messenger RNA. Its product is annotated as VIT and vWA domain-containing protein. The record is from RefSeq and is a predicted model, not a curated record. Lineage: Eukaryota; Fungi; Ascomycota; Eurotiomycetes; Eurotiales; Aspergillaceae. The transcript is spliced from 2 exons. Bases 1 to 2814 code for a protein of 937 amino acids.